Messenger RNA from Pararge aegeria (speckled wood butterfly), 1305 nucleotides. RefSeq names its product paired box protein Pax-5 (gene sv). The record is from RefSeq and is a predicted model, not a curated record. Gene Ontology annotation, biological process: anatomical structure development; regulation of transcription by RNA polymerase II. NCBI's taxonomy places the organism in Eukaryota, Metazoa, Arthropoda, Insecta, Lepidoptera, Nymphalidae. The coding region runs from base 1 to 1305 and encodes 434 amino acids. Gene Ontology annotation, molecular function: DNA-binding transcription factor activity, RNA polymerase II-specific; RNA polymerase II cis-regulatory region sequence-specific DNA binding. The transcript has 10 exons.
AUGGAUUUACAUGCACCACCACUUGUUGUACAUGGGUAUGAACCGCACGCGCCAUUGCUGGAAGUAGAAGGUCUGGAUCCUCACAGUCCUCAGCAUAAGGUUCUUAUUCACGCCCCAAUUCAGAGCCAAGAGCUGAUUAGCAACGACCAUCGGAAUGGAGAUGAGCAGUAUCACGCGCAUAGCAGCAACCAGGGAGGCGACGGUCACGGUGGAGUCAACCAGCUAGGCGGAGUCUUCGUGAACGGACGGCCUCUACCAGACGUGGUGCGCCAGCGGAUUGUGGAACUAGCACAUAGUGGUGUGCGACCGUGCGACAUAAGCCGGCAGCUGCGGGUGUCGCACGGCUGUGUGUCGAAGAUACUAUCUCGAUACUACGAAACAGGUAGCUUCAAAGCCGGAGUGAUAGGCGGUUCGAAGCCAAAGGUGGCGACGCCGCCAGUUGUGGACGCGAUCGCCGCGUACAAGAGAGAAAACCCGACGAUGUUCGCGUGGGAGAUCCGGGACAGACUUCUGAGCGAGGGGAUCUGCAGCCAGGAUAACGUGCCGUCAGUCUCUAGUAUAAACAGGAUCGUACGGAACAAGGCGGCGGAGAAGGCGAAGCACGCGCAUAAUCAACAGCAGCAGCAGCAGCAAGAACAGGAGAUCAGCUCGGCACAAGGGAGCGUUGUUUCUGUGAUAACCCACGCGGGCAACGCGCCCGGAACCACGGCGGUGCUGACGCCCACGACGGAGCACGUCAACAACACGGGCAGCUACAGCAUCAACGGCAUCCUGGGCAUCGAGCAGGUCGACCAGCUGCACAAUGGCAACGGGCUCAAGAGGAAACGGCACGAGGACCAAGAUGAGAAUAGAGACUUCAACAGCCAUUCCGAAGACGACGUCAAAAGACAAAGAAGUCAUUACAAUGGCGACCAAAUAUACUCGAAUCUCUGGUCGUCGUCGAAGUGGAGCCUGAAGGACGAGUACAAGCUGCUGUCGGAGCUAGGUGGUGGCACAGGCUACUACGGAGAACUCUUCGAUGCACCCUACGACCACCCACCCCACCACUAUACCCCUCACUCUGCCACCAACGACUCAACAGGGUCAACAGCUGCGGGUGGGGAGCCCCCUUCAGCUGCCGGCAGCCCUGACGCCGCGGCGUUGGUGGUGCUGCAACCCCCCGCACCGCCUUACCCCCCCUACGCACAUUACGACGGUACAGCCUUACCCAGCGAGUACGCGUACGCCGCGCCCUAUUCUCAAUACUCCCCCUACGGCGGGCCUUACUCGCAUCCCGCCGCCACAGGCCUGUUGUCCAAGUGGUAA